Ruditapes philippinarum (Manila clam) is the source of this 2447-nucleotide messenger RNA. RefSeq names its product fibropellin-1-like. Lineage: Eukaryota; Metazoa; Mollusca; Bivalvia; Venerida; Veneridae. Bases 90 to 2447 code for a protein of 785 amino acids. Gene Ontology annotation, biological process: establishment or maintenance of epithelial cell apical/basal polarity; heterophilic cell-cell adhesion. The transcript is spliced from 23 exons. Gene Ontology annotation, cellular component: plasma membrane; protein-containing complex. The record is from RefSeq and is a predicted model, not a curated record. Gene Ontology annotation, molecular function: calcium ion binding.
GCAUAUCUUAUAUAGAACGUGAUUGUUCUUAUCUUUCCUUCAUGUAAGUCUUUAACAAUUGCACUGAGGGAGAGAUUACAAAAUUCAAUAUGGGAACCAGCUCGACUUUUGUCUUACUUGUAUUGUUGAGCUCACCGUAUCUUCAAUCAGUGGUUGGGAUUUACACUUGUCUCUUCGGAAACGAUCUUCCAGAACCCCAGGAUGGUACCCUCGUUGCUAGGUGUGGCAUACACGAGACAUGUUAUCUAGAGCAGUAUAUCGCACCAGCCGGGUACCUCAGACAUAAAGCCGGAUGUAAAGAUACUCAGCAAUGCGGAGCAUCCACUGUAUCAGCACCAAAUCUCGGUGUGUGCAGUGACUGUUGUAAAUCAGAUCUGUGCGCCACUAGUUUAUGUGGAAACUCAGGCUGGCCCACAAACAUGGGACCUAUUUGCUACCACUGUGAUUAUCAUGUGGACAGUCCAGAUUUAUGUGAUUCCAUAAAAGUUUGCGGGAAAGAUGAGAGUUGUGGCGUGAAUAAAAUUGGAGGGAAAUACGAAGUAAAAUGCAUGAGACAGAGCACAUGUGGUCUUAUGACGAAUUCUAGCCCGUGCUCUUCGUGCUGUAAUACGCAGCUGUGUAAUUCAAACUGCAAUGCGAAUGGCAUGAUGUCUUCAGUUUGCGCUGAUGAUCCAAAGUGCCCUUCAUUAAAUCAGACGUUCCUUGCAUCGGGACAAGAUGUAUGUACCAUCGAUGGAAUGAAAACGUUUUGCAAUAAAUCUUGCUCACUUUGCACGAGCCCGACUACUACUGCACCGGUGGCGUCAACUGUAGCGUCAGUAAUGACGUCAUCAACACCAGUCCAAACUACAAUGGCAAACCCAUGUUCAUCAAAUCCAUGUGUUCACGGCGUAUGUACUGUAGCUGGCACGUCGUUUAAAUGUACGUGUAAUUCGGGAUAUAUUGGCAAUCUGUGUGACCAAAAGGACCCUUGCUCGCCAUCACCCUGUCAACAUGGUGUGUGUUCCGCUCUUAUAAACGGAGCUUUCCAAUGCACGUGUAACACUGGGUUCACGGGUCAACUUUGUGAUGCAGCCCAAAGCCCGUGCUCUGCAAGUCCUUGUGUGCAUGGUACGUGCACCGACAGUGGCGGCUCAUUCCAGUGUUCGUGCUUAAAUGGAUUUGUUGGGCAGUUGUGUGACAAAACGGACCCAUGCAGCACUUCCCCGUGUACACAUGGUGUGUGCACGACAUUAACAAAUGGUACAUUCUAUUGCACGUGCAGCUCGGGAUUCACCGGACAACUUUGUGAUAAAUCAACCAGCCCGUGUACAUCUAACCCGUGCAUUCAGGGCACGUGCUCUGCGAGUGGGAACUCCGUCACGUGUAAAUGCUAUACUGGCUUUAUCGGACAGCUGUGCGACAGACCGGAUCCAUGUAAAAACUCUCCAUGUGACCACGGGAUAUGCUCACCUUUGUCGACGGGGGCAUUCAGCUGCACGUGUAACUCGGGCUUUACUGGACUUCUGUGCGACGCUCCAAUUAGUCCGUGCUCUACAAACGCAUGUGUUCACGGCACGUGCCAUCAAAAUGGCAACAGUUUUCAGUGCACGUGCUCACCAGGAUAUAUCGGCACAUUAUGUGAUAAACACGACCCAUGUUCAGCUAGCCCAUGCCUCCAUGGCGUAUGCUCCACACUGACAAAUGGGACAUUUCAUUGUACAUGUAGCUCGGGAUUCACUGGCCUUCUUUGUGACCAAGCUAUUAGCAAAUGUUCAACAAAUCCCUGUGUACAUGGAACAUGUUCGGCCAAUGGAAUCCUAGGAUACAGAUGCACAUGUUACUCUGGCUAUGCUGGAAUCAACUGUGACAAAACCGAUCCAUGUCAAGCUUCGCCGUGUACACAUGGAGUCUGUUCAUCGUUGGUAAACGGAACAUUUCACUGCACAUGCGCAACCGGAUAUACCGGUCUACUUUGCGACUCGGCAAUUAGCGCGUGCACAACAAAUCCAUGUUUAAACGGAAACUGUAUUAGCCUGGGACAAAACAACUUCCAAUGCGCAUGUCACGCCGGAUAUAUUGGUCGAAAUUGUGACUUACCUGACCCAUGUGCACAUAACCCCUGUGUGAACGGUGCGUGCAGUUCUCUUGCUAACGGGACGUUCACGUGUACAUGCCAAUCAGGGCACACUGGUCCUCUGUGCGACAGAGGUGACCCUUGCUCACUCAAUCCGUGUACACAUGGACAUUGCACCUCAACUCAAACUGGCGGAUUCACGUGUACAUGCGCAGCGGGAUAUACGGGAUUUUUAUGUAACACCCAAAUAUCAUCUUGUGCGAACAACCCAUGUGUGAAAGGAUCAUGUACCGAUGUUGGGACAGGAUUUUCCUGCAAGUGUGAUUCGGGCUAUGUCGGCUUGCAUUGUGAUCAUGGUGAUUCCUUUUAUAUAUUAUUUGAGCGUCAUUAA